This is a messenger RNA of Tachysurus fulvidraco (yellow catfish), 2949 nucleotides long. RefSeq names its product B-cell receptor CD22-like. Lineage: Eukaryota; Metazoa; Chordata; Actinopteri; Siluriformes; Bagridae. The record is from RefSeq and is a predicted model, not a curated record. Bases 1 to 2913 code for a protein of 970 amino acids. The transcript is spliced from 17 exons.
AUGAGCAGCGAGUUGGUUUUACAGCCAAUGUCUUUCUCCAGCAGCAUCCUGUUCUCCUCCAGCCGAUUGCAGCUCCAGCUCGCUCUUGGUGUGUGUGAGCUCAUAGCAGCGCUGUGUGAAAGCUUCGUUCACUGUGUCACUCUGAGCCUGCAGGUCCUCAGCAGUCUCCUGCAGCACGCGCUCACACAACACACACAGCGCCGCACUUGCCUCCUCCUCACGCUCAGCCUGAGCCACGUUACUGUUAUCCGUGGCGAUGGCGAACGGGAUCUCGGUGGCGCGCAGCGCUUUCUCCAGCCUCCGCUUCAGCGUCACGAGCCGCUCGGUGUCCGCCAGCAGACGCGCGAUGUGACUCUCCAGCUCCGACCUCAGGAAGUGGAUGUUCUGCAGGCGCUCGCCCAGACCCUCAGUAGAGCCUCAGUGCCCAUCAGGAAGAGGAGGCAGGUACAAACACGUAUAUUGAGUAACAGGGAUACAAUAACACGUGAUACUUCACAGACACUGGGCAGAGAUUCAGAGAUCUUUAACAAUGAUUAUUAUGUAACCUUUUCUCCCUACAGUGCAGAAGCAGGAAACGCCGGACUCAGAGUCCCAGAGGAAUUAGGGAUGAAGAGCGUGACGGUGUUGACUGCGGAAAUUGAAGAGACGUCUCUUAUGAUGAGGGUGAUGGUGUCGCUCCAGUUCAUUCUUCUCGCUUCUCUCCUCUUUCUAGUCGCAAUGACCGUUGUAGAAUCUCAGCAAACAGCGAAUCUGUGGUAUAAACGUUCCUCUAUCUGUGCACUAAAAGGCUCGACAGUGACAAUGGGCUUCACCUAUGUAUUCAAUCUGGAUAACGAACCACAAAGAGUUUACUGGGGCAAAGAUGAUGUGACGGGCUACAAGCUUCCUGAUCUGGCUUUAGAGCCCCAGUACAGCGACAGGGUUCAGUACGUCAGAGAAGGAACACAAGACUGGACCCUCAGUCUGAGCAAUGUGAUGGGAGAAGACCAAGGGACGUAUCACGCAGUGGUUGUAACGAUGUCUGGGAGGUUUCCCGGUAGCGGUGGAGUCAUCCUCACUGUCUCAGAUCUCUGGGUGGAGAGGAUUCGUGGUAGACUUGUCGAGGGAGAUGAAGUAACUCUCACAUGUAAAACCUCCUGCAAUCUGACUGAGACUCCACUGUUCAUAUGGAACAAAGAUGGAAGUUUUUUCUCCUCCUCUAACCCGCUGCAUCUGCUAUCGGUCAGUUGGCAGGAUGCAGGCAGCUACAGUUGUUCUGUACGGGGAAAAAGUUAUCUUUCCUCUGCUGUCAAUCUUAAUGUACAAUAUCCUCCAAAGAGAGUCUCAGUGUCCAUCAGUCCCUCUGGUGAUAUAGUGGAGGACAGUUCAGUGACUCUGACCUGCAGCAGUGAUGCUAACCCACCUGUACAGAGCUACACCUGGUACAAGGGAACAUCCUCUAUAAGUACAGGAAACACCUUCACCAUGAGCAGGAUCAGAUCUGAGGACAGUGGAGACUACAAGUGUAAGGGUGUAAAUCGAUACGGAGAACAAUAUUCGGAUGUUGUUACUCUAAAUGUUUUGUAUCCUCCAAAGAGAGUCUCAGUGUCCAUCAGUCCCUCUGGUGAGAUAGUGGAGGACAGUUCAGUGACUCUGACCUGCAGCAGUGAUGCUAACCCACCUGUACAUCGCUACACCUGGUUUAAGGGAACAUCCUCUAUAAGUAGAGGAAACACCUUCACCAUGAGCAGGAUCAGAUCUGAGGACAGUGGAGAGUACAAGUGCAAGUCCAGCAAUCCGUACGGAGAUAAAUACUCCAAUGGAGUGACUCUAAAUGUACUAAAACUUGCAAGAAAUGUGUCAGUGUCCAUCAGUCCCUCUGGUGAGAUAGUGGAGGGCAGUUCAGUGACGCUGACAUGCAGCAGUAAAGCUAAACCACCUGUGGAGUAUGCCUGGCUUAAAAAAACAUCAACUAUGGGAACCUCUAAAACCUACACCUUCACCAAGAUCAGAUCUGAGGACAGUGGAAAGUACACGUGCAAGUCCAAGAACCUAUACGGAGAGGAACUCUCAGAGGAACUGACUGUAAACGUUUUGUAUCCUCCUAAGAGCGCCUCGGUGUCCGUCAAUCCGACCGGUGGGAUAAUGGAGGGCAGUUCAGUGACACUGACCUGCAGCAGUGAUGCUAACCCACCUGUACAGAGCUACACCUGGUAUAAGGGAGAAGUCCCUUUGAUAACAGAGAAAACCUAUGCUAUUAGAAGCACCAGCUCUGAGGACAGUGGAGAGUAUAAGUGCAAGUCCAGUAAUCAGUAUGGGGAGAAAUUCUCAAAAGUUACUCUAAAUGUUUUGUACCCUCCUAAGAACGUCUCAGUGUCCAUCAGUGAGAUAGUGGAGGGCAGUUUAGUGACUCUGACCUGCAGCAGUGAUGCUAACCCACCUGUACAUCGCUACACCUGGUACAAGGUGAAUAAAAGCUCACCUGUAGGAUCUGGACAGAGUUACAGCUUCACACUGACCUCCAGCAGCAGUGGACAGUUUUACUGUGUGGCUCAGAAUAUAUAUGGGGGUCAGAGAGCACCUGUGGUGGGUCUCACUCUAAAUGCGUCACUGUCUUCAGGCCAGAAGUUCAGCUUCAAGGUUUUGUAUAUAGCUGUGUGUGUAGGAGUCGGAGUCGGAGUUGGAGUCGGAGCGGUUAUAGCCAGAUUUUUCUGCAUGAGGAGGAAGAGGCAGAAAAGAAAUGCGGUUAAUGAGGAUGUCCCUCGUGCUGACGAUAACACCUACGUGUCUCUUGAUCCCGUGACCAGGUCCUCCAACGACGUGUACAGCACAAUUUCAGAGCUUCGGCCCGGACGUCCCGAUGACACGUACGUGGCUCUGGAUCCUCACUCCGUCUCUGAUGAUUACAGCACGCUAACCGUUCUUCACUUCUGAUCAUGGAGCUUUAUCCUCUCCCACCGUACCCGGGCC